Chelonia mydas (Green sea turtle) is the source of this 5440-nucleotide messenger RNA. It is a transcript of the gene WDR97, whose product is annotated as WD repeat domain 97. Gene Ontology annotation, molecular function: protein binding. The coding region runs from base 41 to 5200 and encodes 1719 amino acids. The record is from RefSeq and is a predicted model, not a curated record. The transcript has 26 exons. Lineage: Eukaryota; Metazoa; Chordata; Testudines; Cheloniidae.
UAAAGUCAAGAAACAAUACAUCCACUGCUUUCCCUUCAUCAUGAAUGAAUGGGGAGGGGGUUUCCCAGCCUCUCUUUCCACAGCAGCGACCUCGACAGGGGCGGCCGCCACUCCCAGCGCCAUGUGUCACCUGAGCCCCCUGCCGGCAGCGAAGGAGGAGGAGACCCAGCUGACGAGCGCCCGCCGGCUCUGGGCCUUGCUCCGGGCGGGCGUCCAGGCCACUGUGGAGAAGAUGAAGAAGGAAGAGCUGAAGGCUGCCCAGCUGACCCACGGUCUCCAGCACCUGCGUCACCUCAGCUUCCCGCAGCCCGUGCGCCGCGUUGCCUACAACAGCAGCGCCAGCCUCUUCGUGGUCCUGGACGCGGAGAGCCAGCUGCACCUGCACAAGGAGGACGGCUGGUUCAGCCACAGCACCCAGGCCCCGGAGCCCAUCGCGGGCUUGCUCUACGCCACCCAGGUCAACAAGUACGUGGCCUGGGACCAGGGAAGCCUGCAGGUGCUGGGCCCAGACUUCGAGGUCCUCUCCAAGGUGCUGGCUCCGCAUGGCAUCCGUUGCUGCCACUACAACCCAGAGAUCAAUCAGGUGGUGACAGCUGGAGCGGGCAGCCUGUCCAUCUGGGCCUUCCGCUAUGGAUUCCGCCAGCUGCAGUGCCAGGCCACCGUGCAGCAGGGCCUGUCCCCUCGCGACACCUUCAGCCGGCUGGCCCUGGACACCGGCAUCCCCCAGACAUGCUUUGCUGCCUGCGGCACCGGGGUUGCUGUCUUCAACCUCUCCCAGGGGGAGCUACUGACCUUCCAGAGGGACCUUCACAACAGGGCCAUCACUGACAUCGCUUAUUGCGAGGCGGGGGGGUGUGUGGUGACCGCCUCCCGCGACACCACCAUCAAGGUCUGGGACAAGAAGUGGCUGAUCCAGACAAUCUUCGUGGGACACACUGGGCCUGUGACCGCUGUGACCAUCUACCCGCAGGGGCCCUUCAUCCUCUCUGCCUCCCAGGACGGCACCAUUCGCACCUGGAACCUGCAGACCAUUGACCAGGUGGACGAAGUGCAGGUGGCCGAGGUGGUGGAGCAGCUGCAGACGCACCCGGAGGGGGGGUACGUGGUCUCGCUGUCCGGCUCCAGCGUGGACCUUUGGAAGGUCAACCAGCUCUAUUCCCUGCACACCCGGCUGGGUGCCGCCGUGACGCGCCUCUGUACCGUCGACCUGAGCGCCGUGGGCAGCUUCCCGGUGCGAGUUGCGUGCGCCUGCCAGGACUCCACCGUGCGGCUCGUGGCCGCGCACACCGGCCGCAUCCUCUCCACGCUGCUGCUGGACAGGCCCUGCCAGGCCGUGGAGGUGGCCUACUGUCUGCCCAAGGAGACCCUCUUUGUGCUUCUGGAGCUGGGCCAGCUCCUGAGGGUGAACACCGCUGUCAACCCCAUGAGCGUCAAGAAGAUUGUGGUGCCCUGGAGCGAGUCGGCGCGGCCCCGCUGCCUGCUCCUCUACAGCCACCUCGUGGACCCCGAAAAGGCCUAUGCCCAGUGGCGGGAGAUCCUGGAGCAGAAAGGGGACAAGAAGUCCUGGACACAUCUCCCGCUAAAGCUGCAGGACAAAAACAGGUACCUGCCAGUUCUGGGGCAGGAGGACGGCUCACUCUGCGUGCUUCAGUGGUUCACCGGGCGCGUCCAGCACCAGGUGAAGGCUCAUGGCUCAGAGAGGGUGACCGCGCUGGCUGCCUACCCCCACGACAGCUGUAUCAUCUCAGCUGGUGGCGAUCGCACGGUGAAAGUCUGGCGCAUCUUCCCCUACAUUGACGAGUGCCUGACCCUGCUGCUGAGCUUCUCCUGCCAGCACCCCGUGCUGCACAUGUGCCCGCUGGGCUCCACGCUGGGCACCGCCAUCCAGGACCCCGAGACCGCCACCUACAGCAUCGUCCAGUACGACCUGCUGGCCCAGAGCUGCCAGGAGCACGGCCCCGAGGAUGACCCGCUGGACGAGAUCACAGGCCUGUGCUGCUGUCCCACGCUGAAGCUCUUUGCAUCGGCCAGCAGGGAUGGGUCGGUGAAGGUCUGGAACGCCCAAAACCAGCUACUCAGGCACCUCAAGCUGAACACGAUCCCGGAGAGCCUGGCCUUCGGGAACGAGUGCGGGGACCUGCUGCUGGGCGUGGAGCAGCAUCUGCACUGCAUACACCACAGCAAGUACCUGCCCAGGCUGUAUCUCACCAAGCUGCUGUGCGUGAGCCUCCUAGACCCCAUGCAGGACGCUCCUUUCCCCACCAGCGAGGGCUCACUGCGGCCCCUUAACAAGGACGCCAGACAACGGUUGCUCCUGGACCCUCGUUCCCUCUCUGUCAAGCUGUGCGUGCCGCUGCUCCCCUGGAAGCUCAAGAAGGAUGAGGACUACUCCUGGGUGCGCCAGGAGAAGGAGGAGGCCUGUGCCCAGCUGGCCGCGAGGGACCAGGAUCUGCUCCUCAUUCAGCAGGGGAAGCUCCCCGCCGCCAGGAAGCCCAGGCUGCAUACGAAGCUGCAGGACGAGGCCUUUGAACGCUACAUGCGUCUUGUCCACAGGCAGCCGCCGAGGAUCCAGAUCCCCCACACCGAUUCCUUUGAUGCAGACACGAUUCUGGAGGCCUGUCUCCUUGGCCCACUGGUACCGAAACUCUACGGCCUGGCUGCUUCUCACAUGUUCCUAGGGGCCUUCCCUGACGGUGCCGAGGAGGACGCGGAACGUCCGCUGAUCAAGGCUCCCGCGGCGGAUGGGGUUUGCCGAGAGGACGCCCUGGAGCCUCCCACAGGCCGGGGCUCACGUUUAGGGCUUCCAACCCCCAGCGCUUCUCGAGGGCUGGAAGACUCCCUGUGCCGCACCUCGCUGGCAAGGAUCCGGAGUCAGAUAUCCCAGGCUCCCGCGGCAGAUGGGGUUUGCCAAGAGGACGCCCUGGAGCCUCCCGCAGGCCAGGGCUCAAGUUUAGCGCUUCCAACCCCCAGCACUUCUAGAGGGCUGGAAGACUCCCUGCGCCGCACCUCGCUGGCAGGGAUCCAGAGUCAGAUAUCCCAGGCUCCCGUGGCGGAUGGGGUUUGCCGAGAGGACGCCCUGGAGCCUCCCACAGGCCGGGGCUCACGUUUAGGGCUUCCAACCCCCAGCGCUUCUCGAGGGCUGGAAGACUCCCUGUGCCGCACCUCGCUGGCAAGGAUCCGGAGUCAGAUAUCCCAGGCUCGCCAGGAGGCCGCGGCAGCCAGUGAGAGCCAACGCGCCGGCAGCCACAGCCGGUCACCCUCACAGCAGAUCACCAAAGUCAACAGCCAUGGCCCCUCCGCGUCUCAGGUCAGCAGUCAGACGUCCAAGGAGUUGUCCCAUCUGCAAGUCCGCAGGCUGUCAUCGGGCUUCCUGCCCAAUUCGGUGGUGGUGCAGCAGUUCCGGAGCCAGGAUGACAUCGAGUCUUCGAGGGAAUCGCUGCAGGCCACGUGGCUGGAAGUGCAACAGGGUCAGGUGGAGAGGGCAGGCCCUGAGCGCAGCAAGGAGUGGCAGGGCGCCGAGGAGGAAGAGGACGAGGCGGCCAGGACAACGGCGAUUCUAGAGAAGAUAUCCGUUUCCCUGCCUGUCCCCAAGUGGAAGGAGGUAACUUGUAGCAGUGUCUGCAGUGGGGGUCUGGGAUCUGCCACCUGGCCCCUCUGUGCCCAGAUUGAUCCCAGGGUGGUUUUUACUGAGCUGGGAUGUUUCCUCUUGAAAACCAGGUGCCCUGAGCAUGCACCCUUUGCCACCCCCGGGAUAGCUGGUGAAGGACGCGUGUUCAGGGAGAAGAGAUCUCUGGGCUGGCCUGAGUGGCUCCGGGCUGGCUCCGGGCUGGGCUGCGUGGCUCCGGGCUGGCUCCGGGCUGGCCUGAGUGGCUCCGGGCUGGCUCCGGGCUGGGCUGCGUGGCUCCGGGCUGGCUCCGGGCUGGCCUGCAUGGUGCCGGGCUGGCUCCGGGCUGGCCUGAGUGGCUCCGGGCUGGCUCCGGGCUGGCCUGAGUGGCUCCGGGCUAGCUCUCCUGGCUCACCUUUUCUUUUGUUUCAGAGCGUGACGAGUUUUUUCCUGACGCAGCCAGAUGAGUUUGAGCAGCCCCAGGCCUCUCCCUCCGGAGGCGAGAUACCAUCCUUCGUCCUCCAGUUCGAGGACACAGGAUGGUUCAGGCAGAUCUACCCCGUCCUCAGCUCAAUGGAUUCCCUGCGGGGACUGAGCAUGAGCGGGUUUGUGCGCCAGCUCCUGGAGGCGCUGCUCACCGUGGAUUACAGUGCAAAGACUUACAUAGUCCAGGCCAUCCUAACGCUGCAUGAGCAGGUCGGGGUGGAGAACGGCCGCGAGGUCUGCAAGGCCCUGCUGCUCAUCCUGAACAAGAGCGACCCGCCCAAACUGCAGGAAAAGACGCAGAAAAAGUUUGUCCUGACCUCCCUGAAUGCCCUCAUGGCCUUCUGCAGAGACAGUAAGGAGCUGCUGCUGGAGCUUAUGGCAUACUUCCUGCACAGUCCCAUCUCCAGCAGGCAGUCCAUUAAGGCUCUUUUCAUAGAGCUGGGCCUGGAGGAUCCACACCACUAUUUCUACCAGGAGAUGGACUCUUGGGACCUUUCCAGGGAGAAGCCUGCCUCCAAGGCAGCACUGAGGAGAAUCUGCGCACAGUGGCUUGAAGGAGCGAUGCAGGAUUUCCAGGAUCACAGGAGCAGCACGCUGGAGCCGUUCCAGGCACGGGUGGGGAACAGGCACUUCCCUGACAGCAGCCCAAAGGCUAAAAAAGCUGCAGGGAGGAGCAAGGUUUUUCUAUCUGCUGGCAGCUCAGAGCUGUCACUGGGGCCAAUAGACGCAAUAAACCAUUUCUGUAAAGUGCAAAUGAAGAGGGAUUUGGAGGACCUGAAACAGCCAAAAUCUGCUGGAGCACAGGAAACCAAGAACACAGUGAUGGCCUUGCCUUUCAUUGGGAGGAGCCAGGCCAUCUUGCGGCUAGGAGAGACCAACACUAUGGCGCGAAGGAGACCGUCCCAGCGUUUCUACCUUCCGCGCAUUUUUCCACUCCCUUUGUUGACGGGAUUUGUACAUGCUAUUAAAUUGCCAGUGCCAAGAAUCAACCUGAACCCAUUUCCACCUGAUUCUGACAUGCCAGCUUCACAAAAUACAUUCAUCUCCAUGCAUCAGAAAGUCCAGAAAUAUUUCAUCCCAAAGUUCUCAUUUGCAGAUAGCUAUCCCUGAAGACAUGGCUACCCAAGAUGGCUCUGCAUCGGCCUGACUCCCAGACUUGAUAAUGAGCAGAGGCCAUUGAAUGCAGAAUGAUAAUGGGCUCUUCUAGGUCUGGCUAUAAGGAAACUAAAUAAAAUGUAUGGUAAAGAUGGGAGGCCCAGCUGAGAGUUAUAUACCAACAACUGGAUGGAGCAAGCCACACAAAACAAAACGCACUGGGGAAAUAAUAAAUGUGGAAUCAGGAUUGUUCUA